Molecule: messenger RNA, 2570 nt
Organism: Orcinus orca (killer whale)
Lineage: Eukaryota; Metazoa; Chordata; Mammalia; Artiodactyla; Delphinidae
Product: E3 ubiquitin-protein ligase makorin-2
Exons: 1
Coding region: 35-1285 (416 amino acids)
Biological process (GO): protein polyubiquitination
Molecular function (GO): metal ion binding; ubiquitin protein ligase activity
Source: RefSeq, a predicted model, not a curated record
CGCGGCGGGACGGCGGCUCUUCCACCCGACCGCCAUGAGCACCAAGCAGGUCACUUGCAGGUAUUUUAUGCAUGGUGUGUGUCGGGAAGGAAACCAGUGCCUGUUCUCACAUGACUUGGCAAACAGCAAGCCAUCUACCAUCUGCAAAUACUACCAGAAGGGCUGUUGCGCCUACGGAACUCGUUGCAGGUACGAUCACACGAGGCCCUCUGCUGCAGCUGGUGGGGCCAUGGGCACUGUUCCCCAUGGGGUGCCCUCCCUGGGUUUCCACAGUCCUCACCCUCCUUCCGACCUCACUGCAUCAAUCGUGAAAACUAACUUACACGAGCCCGGGAAACGUGAAAAGAGGACGUUGGUACUUAGAGACCGAAAUCUCUCUGGCAUGGCUGAAGAAAAGACUUGCCCAAGUGUGGUGAGUAAUCCCGGAGGCUGCAGCGACCUGCAGAACAGCCCGGAGCUGAAGCCGCUUUCCUACCUAGAAGCGAUCAGGAGUGGUCUCGACAGCUUGGAAGCUAGCAGUUCCUACAGCAGCGAACAGCAGCUGUGCCCCUACGCAGCUGCCGGGGAGUGCCGAUUUGGGGAUGCUUGUGUCUACCUGCAUGGGGAAGUGUGUGAAAUCUGUAGGUUACAAGUCCUGCACCCCUUCGACCCAGAGCAAAGGAAAGCUCACGAGAAGAUCUGCAUGUCAACAUUCGAACACGAGAUGGAGAAGGCCUUUGCCUUCCAGGCGAGUCAGGACAAAGUGUGCAGCAUCUGCAUGGAGGUCAUCCUCGAGAAAGCGUCAGCCUCAGAGCGGAGGUUCGGGAUCCUUUCCAACUGCAACCACACGUAUUGCCUGUCCUGUAUCCGGCAGUGGAGGUGUGCCAAGCAGUUUGAGAACCCAAUCAUCAAGUCUUGUCCAGAGUGCCGUGUGAUAUCAGAGUUUGUAAUUCCAAGUGUGUACUGGGUAGAAGAUCAGAAUAAAAAGAACGAGUUGAUUGAAGCUUUCAAACAGGGAAUGGGAAAAAAAGCUUGUAAAUACUUUGAGCAAGGCAAAGGGACCUGCCCAUUUGGAAGCAAAUGCCUUUACCGCCAUGCUUACCCUGAUGGGCGGCUAGCAGAACCAGAGAAACCUCGGAAACAGCUCAGUUCUGAAGGCACCGUGAGGUUCUUUAAUUCAGUGCGGCUCUGGGAUUUCAUUGAGAACCGAGAAAGCCAGCAUGUCCACAACACUGAAGACGUCGACAUGACAGAGCUUGGGGACCUCUUCAUGCACCUCUCCGGAGUGGAGUCAUCAGAACCCUGAAGAGUAGGUGGUCGCCCUGCGUCUUCGGCUCCACCAGCCGAGGCUUCCCCAAGCCAGGGUGUGCAGAGCUUCCUUCACGACAGCCUGGGGUGGCGUGUCACUUGAAUUUGAGUGGGGUUGUAUUUAACCUUGGUCUCAUCCACUCCAUUAUUACAGCCAUGGGAAGGGUGAGAAUAUAAAAUAACCUGAACACAUAUAUGAACACAUAUAUGCUGCUUCCCUAGUUGCUGUUUAUGUUAGUUCCACCUCAAACUCCUCAGGGGGGCCAGCUGACGAGCCAGUGUUUUCACUGAUUGAUUCAGACCAGCCUGCCUCCCGUCUUCGAGGACUGUGCAGCUGCCCCUAAAGCAGCAGAUUCAUUUAUCUUACCAAAGGAUUCCUGUGUGGUGAACCUCCCUAGUAUACUGAAAUAGUGUGGUCAACACUGGAUUUGUAUAUUGUUUUUCAAAAACCAAGUGAGCGCUGCACACCUUAGCACAAACUUGACUUAGGGCUCUGCAGUGUCCCAAAUCAGGGGAGAAGUCUUGUUGCAGGACGUUCAGCAGACAGGUAUAAACCUUCUUACCUGGGGGUGGGGUGGGGGGGCUCUUGAAGUAGCAGGAAGCAGAGAUAUGGCCCCUCUUUUCCGGUUUGUGGUAGGGUAGGGUCACAAUCGGAGUAAUCUUGCACACAUGCCUCCAGGGAAACUCUCACCUGCUGGCUUGUGCCCCGAGAGUUCAUGUAUGUUCUUAUCUGUAAAACCUGGCUUUGAUUUUAAAUUUCAUAAAAACAGCACCCAAGAACAGUUUCUGGUUCUUAUCUAGUGGUGGUCCUGAAGAGAGUACAAGUCUUCUGUCAUCAGUAGUGAUUUUAAUCAGUAGUGAUUUUAAUUGAAGGAGCAUAACCUUGUGAAUCAGAACGCAAUCCAAGCCUAAAUUAUCUACUUUUAUAGACAGCUGUAGACACCAAGUGUUUUAUAAAAUGCAUUACUUUACUUUAAAGAAGAAAGUCUCCUCUUUACCUGAGUUUGGAGUUCUUAAGUGAAGGGUGACAAAGGCUGAAUUCAAUUCCCAGCAGAGGCUCUGGGCCCAUUUCCUGUUUCUUGAGUUCUGCUCCCAAAGGCAUGAACAAAAUGGAGUUCAAGCUGUGAGCUCAGGGUUACUUUAAAAGGAGGAAACAGCCAUUAAACCUACAUUUAAUUUAUUUUAUUAAAAUAACAAAUUGAAUAACUGUAUUUUGUCAGGCGCAAUAAAAACAAAAUUAAACCCAAGAAAAAAAAAAAAAAAAAAGGUAAAGAAACUUAAAA